AUGGAUAUCCUGGUGGUCCGGUUGAUAGUUUUGUCCUUAGGACAUUCGGCGAUCAUGUGGCGAUUCGACUCUGGGAUGACGUGCUACGAAAUGAUCGACAAAAGGAUCAUUUCUGCAUUCGUAGAAUGGUGGCUUCGUGACAUCAAUAGCUUUCAUCUCCCAAUUGGAGAGAUGACGAUAACUUUGGACGAUGUGUCCUCUCUGCUGCAUAUCCCCAUCACCGGUGCAUUCUUUAGUGUUAAUGUAUUUAACAAGGAUGACGGUGCAGAUAUAUUGACAGAGUUUCUUGGAGUUAGUCACGAUGUUGCUUAUGCUGAAUUUAAUGUCACGCGGACAACCACAGUUCGGUAUAGUUGGUUACUUGAGGUAUACUAUCAGCAUUGUCGUGACCAGCAUUGGCAGAUGGUUGCGAGAAUAUUUCUUUUGUUUUUGGUCGGUUGCACACUUUUCAGCGAUAAGAGUGCCUACGCAGUUAGCGUUGCCUAUCUUGAGUGCUUCCGAGACCUCAAUUCUUGCGAGAGAUAUGCAUGGGGUGCAACUGCUCUUGCUUACCUAUAUGACAAUCUUCGAAAAGCCAUCAUGCAUCAAACUAGAACUGUUUCAGGGCAUCUAACACUUUUACAGGCGUGGGUCUAUGAGCAUUUUCCUAUAUUAUGUAGAGAUUAUUGUAGACUUUAUUCUAGUUAUGUUGAAGACUACCCUAGAGCACUUAAAUGGAAGCUUAAAAGGGAUAAGAGUUUGGUUCUUCCAUUUAGGAAAGCUCUUGAUGAGAUUGGCAUUGAUGAGGUCUAUUGGACACCAUAUGAGGAGCAUCGAUUGAGGCGACCUUUUGAAGAGGUUUUUUUAUUUCGAGGGUGGAUACGCUGGGCUCCGAAUAUGUAUGCUCAUAUGCCAGACAUAAUAUUGCGGCAAUACGUGGAUGCUGGCACAGUUGUGCAGGGACAUGUAGUCUGCUCGAAUGAUUACAUUGACUGGUUUCGCAUGAUUUCUCAUCCAUACAUCAUUUGUAGAGAACCACUCCAUGAAGAACCUACCGUUCAUGCAGCUGAUGCAGAACCUACUGAUCAUGCAUAUGAUGAUGUCACUCAUGCAGCUGAUGACGUCGAUCCCGCAGAUGACACAAUUCACAUAAUGAUAAUUCUGAAGGUUUAUCCGAUCCAUCAUCAUGAAAAGUUAAUUUAG
Cicer arietinum (chickpea) is the source of this 1182-nucleotide messenger RNA. The record is from RefSeq and is a predicted model, not a curated record. Lineage: Eukaryota; Viridiplantae; Streptophyta; Magnoliopsida; Fabales; Fabaceae.